This is a messenger RNA of Pongo pygmaeus (Bornean orangutan), 1569 nucleotides long. It is a transcript of the gene PTF1A, whose product is annotated as pancreas associated transcription factor 1a. The transcript is spliced from 2 exons. Gene Ontology annotation, molecular function: RNA polymerase II transcription regulatory region sequence-specific DNA binding; DNA-binding transcription factor activity, RNA polymerase II-specific; protein dimerization activity. Lineage: Eukaryota; Metazoa; Chordata; Mammalia; Primates; Hominidae. The record is from RefSeq and is a predicted model, not a curated record. Bases 244 to 1230 code for a protein of 328 amino acids. Gene Ontology annotation, biological process: regulation of transcription by RNA polymerase II; developmental process.
AUCCUCGCGUGCCGGCCCUCAGCUCCAGCAAGUCUACCACAGCCCUCCCCAGUGCAGCGCGAGCGCGGGCCAGAGCGCAGCGGCCGCGGGCACUCCAGGGAGGCCCGGGGGCGGGCAGCCCGGCGGCCGCCUAGCUGCCCCCAGCCAGGGCCCCGGGAGGGAGGGGCUCGGACGGGCCACAGAAACUUACCAAGAACUAACACGCGCAGCCCGGCAGUCCCGCUGCCCACUGCGGCGGCGAGCAUGGACACGGUGCUGCUGGAGCACUUCCCCGGGGGCCUAGACGCCUUUCCUUCUUCGUACUUCGACGAGGACGACUUCUUCACCGACCAGUCUUCACGGGAUCCCCUGGAGGACGGCGAUGAGCUGCUGGCGGACGAGCAGGCCGAGGUGGAGUUCCUUAGCCACCAGCUCCACGAGUACUGCUACCGCGACGGGGCGUGCCUGCUGCUGCAGCCCGCGCCCCCGGUCGCCCCGCUAGCGCUCGCCCCGCCGUCCUCGGGGGGCCCCGGUGAGCCAGACGACGGCGGCGGCGGCGGCUACUGCUGCGAGACAGGGGCGCCCCCAGGCGGCUUCCCCUACUCGCCCGGCUCGCCGCCCUCGUGCCUGGCCUACCCGUGCGCCGGGGCGGCAGUACUGUCUCCCGGGGCGCGGCUGCGCGGCCUGAGCGGAGCGGCGGCUGCGGCGGCGCGGCGGCGGCGGCGGGUGCGCUCCGAGGCGGAGCUGCAGCAGCUACGGCAGGCGGCCAACGUGCGCGAGCGGCGGCGCAUGCAGUCCAUCAACGACGCCUUCGAGGGGCUGCGCUCGCACAUCCCCACGCUGCCCUACGAGAAGCGCCUCUCCAAGGUGGACACGCUGCGCCUGGCCAUCGGCUACAUCAACUUCCUCAGCGAGCUCGUGCAGGCCGACCUGCCCUUGCGCGGCGGUGGCGCGGGCGGCUGCGGGGGGCCGGGCAGCGGCGGGCGCCUGGGCGGGGACAGCCCGGGCAGCCAGGCCCAGAAGGUCAUCAUCUGCCAUCGGGGCACCCGGUCCCCCUCCCCCAGCGACCCUGAUUAUGGCCUCCCUCCCCUAGCAGGACACUCUCUGUCAUGGACCGAUGAGAAACAACUCAAGGAACAAAAUAUUAUCCGAACAGCCAAAGUCUGGACCCCAGAGGACCCCAGAAAACUCAACAGCAAAUCUUCCUUCAACAACAUAGAAAACGAACCACCAUUUGAGUUUGUGUCCUGAGAAGUCCCAGACUCGGCUGAGGAUCUGAUUAUGUCUCUGUGCAUAUUGUACAUGUAAAUAUCUAUAAUGUAAAUGUAAUUUAAGAAUCAAAUUUUUCUAAUGGCAAUCAACUGUUUAUUAUUUAUCUAUUUAUUAUCCUGUUGAGUUGAUGAAAUAGAUGAUUUCUUUUUAAAUAUAUAAUUUAUAUAAUUUAUCCUGAUUUUCUGAAAAUAUGCAAUAGCCUAUGAUUUUCCUGAACUCUGUGUUGUUGGGAGAACUCUGGCCAGAAAACGUCCUGCUUAUUUAUUGCCAGAUAUGGUUUAUUUCUAAGCGUUGUCAAUAAAUGCUAUUUACACCUUU